AUGAGCCAAUGCAAUUCUUCUUACUCUGUAACUAGAGAGAAUUUAAAAUACUUUGCGCAAUUUGUUUAUCUAGUACCUGGUGUUUUAUUCCAGUUGAGAAUUCUUAUAGUGAUAUGGGGAACUCAUAACAAAAUAUAUUUGAAAAGUUCGUUUUUCACAAUUUGGUCAUUGGAUUCCCUGGUGAGCUUGGUUCAAAUGUUUCUGGAUGUUUCAUUUACCAGAAUUCACAUAUAUUUCCCACAGCUUUGUGAAGGAUUCUCAGUGUUUUUGGAAAUUCACUGGAUGAUUCCAAACAUUGUAUACCCCUUUUAUUUGUACGCGUUCACUGCAAAAUCAGUGAUCCACUCGUUUUUGUCGAUAAAUAGAGCAAGCUGCGUGUUGAUGCCGACAAAAUACGCAUAUAUAUGGCGCUCUCAUAUGAAGAAAGUUAUUGUUUUUAUACUUCUCUAUCCAUUUUUGCUACUUUGGAAUGUGAUUAUAUCGGAAAAAUAUUUGGAUUUUAUAUUUGGAGGCUUUGUAAUUAGUUACAUCAAGCGAGUCCCAUGGGCAAGCCUAUCCAAAUUUCAAAUAAUCUCUUAUGUAUUCACAUUCUCGGUAACACUUGUCACAAAUAGUAUAACUUUAUCAAAAAUGGCAAAACUCAAAAAGCGGCUUCUAAUGGCGGAACGGCAUCUCUGCGUUGCCACAGCAUGGAUUUCCUCCGGAUUUGUGAUUUCACUGAUUGCUCAAGCACAUUUUGCAUUUUUUCGAGGGGAUCACGAGUUGGUGGAAAUAUUCUAUAUAAUUCAGUGUGUAUCAUUUGAUCUAUUGAAUGUUGGAAGUCCAAUUGUUAUGAUAACACUUUCCCGGGAACUUCGAAACCACGUAUUUCUGAUAAAUCCGUCUCCAGUUGUGUCUCGAAGCACUUCUACAUUUAACAAUAAAAAUAAUAUCAGUAUAUUAAUUCAAUAA
Caenorhabditis elegans is the source of this 951-nucleotide messenger RNA. RefSeq names its product Serpentine receptor class gamma-4 (gene srg-4). Lineage: Eukaryota; Metazoa; Nematoda; Chromadorea; Rhabditida; Rhabditidae. Gene Ontology annotation, molecular function: transmembrane signaling receptor activity. The transcript is spliced from 5 exons. Gene Ontology annotation, biological process: sensory perception of chemical stimulus. Bases 1 to 951 code for a protein of 316 amino acids. Gene Ontology annotation, cellular component: membrane. The record is from RefSeq and is marked reviewed.